Daphnia magna is the source of this 1053-nucleotide messenger RNA. Its product is annotated as trypsin-1. Gene Ontology annotation, molecular function: serine-type endopeptidase activity. The coding region runs from base 135 to 962 and encodes 275 amino acids. Gene Ontology annotation, biological process: proteolysis. The transcript is spliced from 8 exons. Lineage: Eukaryota; Metazoa; Arthropoda; Branchiopoda; Diplostraca; Daphniidae. The record is from RefSeq and is a predicted model, not a curated record.
UAACAAUUCCUGGCCUUAUGAAAAUCCUGCAUAUUUGGAUAUCAUAAAAUUACUUGUAAAAAAAAAACGAGGAAAUGGGUCAAGACGGAACAUUAAGCUGAUUCCAAUUACCAUAGCGGUGAUCUCAACAUUAUAUGUCGUGUUCUGGUGUAAGUGUCAACCAUGCCCUAAAGAAUGACAACCGUAGGUGUGGUUCUGGACCUUACAAAACGCCGAGUUUUGGAGAAACUAAUGCGGUCAAAAACUCUUGGCCUAGUAUGGUGGCACUAUUGAUGUACAAUCGGCAAUUUUGUGGUGGAUCUCUGAUUGACUCGAUACACGUAGUCACCGCGGCUCACUGUGUGGUCAGCUUUUCGGCAAGGAACAUUUCGAAACUGAGAGUGGCGCUAGGUAUGCAUAGCUUAAGGCCCGUGAAGGAUCCACAAGUUACGAAGACGGUGUUACGGGUGGCAUACCAUAAUGAUUUCAAUGCGGAAACCUUUUACAACGAUAUCGCUCUUCUGACUCUGGAUUCACCUGUUGUGUUUACUCCUACGAUUUCUCCUAUUUGCCUGCCGCCAAAUGACUCCUCCGAUCAACAUGCUUAUAGAAAAACAGUGGCCAUUGGAUGGGGAGCACCGACAGAAAAUGGAACUCAGGCAAAUGUUUUGCAACAGAUAACUAUUCUAACAAUGACUAAUGCCGAGUGCAGAAACAGAUUCGAUGGCGUGGUAACGAGUGGAAUUGCCGACCAUAUGAUCUGUGCCUCUUAUCCAGGAAAAGACACUUGCACGGGUGACAGUGGAGGUCCAUUGCUAGUUCAAGACAUGCCCGGUGCCAAAUGGAUUCAAAUUGGUAUAAUUAGCUGGGGAAUAGGAUGCGCAGAUCCCGAUUUCCCCGGAGUUUACACUAGAAUCUCGUCUUUUGUUGACUGGAUUGAAAAACAAAAUCAGUUAGAUCUUCAUAUCUUGAUGAGUAAAUGAACCUAUAAAGGGUUAAGGUCCUCUUCAAACCGAUAUCUUCUGCUGUAUUCUUGAAUAAUACUUGACAUCAAUACACUUCUUAUUUGUGGUU